AUGGCCAGUAAGGGCCCCUGGCCUGCCUGCGUCGAAGAUUACGACGAAGAACACCACGCCAUCUUACCAGACACCAGGCUUUCUGCCAAUAUUGCUGCCAAUACAGCUGCCAAAUUAUCUACCAGGUUGGAAAGAUUCCAGGAGCCGCUGAUCGACGGCGCCAGUGACUCAGGUUACUCUAGUCGUACCGCCGCUACGGUGAAUAGCACCCAAUCUGGGCCGUCGGGCGGAAAGGGCCCCACGACCCCUCUUAAGCUGGACACCCCCAGGCGUAACGACCUCGCCAGGAAAAGUUCCACCAGAGAACGCAAGGACAAAGAACGAUCCCGACCCUCGCGCGAAGAGAAGAUGGUUGGUGCCUAUCCGGGCGCUGCCCAUCAUGCUCAUGUGCCCCGGUCGUCGUCCAAGUCUCGUCAACGAGAAUCUUCCCAUGCCGGCCCGUAUCACGAUAAUUACUAUGAUUACCCUACUCAGUAUCAUCAAUCCAACCCGGGUGACCACCGGCAGAGCGAAUAUUCCUAUUACCAGUCACGCCCACCAGUCCCGGAAUACUCAUCGUCAUCGCACCAUGCUCAUUAUCCAGCCGUCGUAGAGAAUAUUCACGCCAGUCAUUCUGGUCGACCCAGCCGCUCCAAUUCAUAUCACACCUACCACCCAAACGGACGCCCCAUGAGUUUCCACGGUGUACCACAUGGAAUGGGCUCGGGAAUGGCAUCUCCCAUGUACCCCCAGCAUGGAUACGAUCAUCAUGGCCCUCCACCAGCCAGCUCAGCAUACAUGCACCAAUACUCAUCCUCUUCAUAUGGACAAACCCCUUCCUACUACGCCCCAUCGGCCUCGGACUAUCCCCCAUCGGAAUAUCCACGAGAGCGGUCCCGGUCCCGGGAACCAUCCCGCCAUCGGUCCUCAUCCGUAUAUACUGCCCCAAUCCCACCGGUGGACUCUGCGUCGUAUCCCUGGUUUGAUGAAGAGCCACCCAUGGAGCACUACUCCUCCCGGGAUGUCCGUGAGCGUCCGCCCACAAGACAUCAGGAACAAGAUGAAGACUACUAUCGGAUGCCACCACCGGGAGCCAAGCCCAAGCCCAGGCCGCAGAUUCACCAGGCGAAGCGGCCAGAGCGGCCAGAGCCACCCCGGAAAAUGCAUACCUCUGCCGGUAUUCCCUCCCAACGUCGCCCAUCCAGAGGCAUGGACCGAGAUCUGGACCGCAUGGACAUGCCGGAACUUGGAGCCGCCUUGCCGGUGAUUCAGGAUCGCUCCCGUCGUCGGAUAUCAAGGGAAGCCCCGUUGCCUGAGAGAACCCAUAGUCUACGAGAUCGCCGACGAUCGACCUCCUACCAGGAUGAUCGACGGACUGCUCAGGUGGCCGUGGCGAGCUCUCGGCGGCGGAAGCCAAUCGAUUUCUCGGACGACGAACAGUCCAGCUCCGGCGGCGACCUUGAAGACCUCGAGCGGGAAGCUGAGAACUACCAGGCAGCCCGAUCUGGCCGAGCCGCAUCGGCUGCACUGCCUCCCUCCGCGGAUGCAUUGCUUCCUGCCAAGGCGUCUCACCGCAACGGGAGCGAGAGCGGCAGCCAGAACAGUCGGUCGAGCCGCGACAGUGCUACACCCUCACGGAAGGAGGAAGACAAAAACAUGACCCUUACAUUGAACGGGUUUCAAAUUGGAUUUACCUCUGAAGCAGUUACCGGCAAAUCCAUUAACAUUCUUACUGAGGAAACUGGAGGUGUUCGAUUGAAUAUCGGCGGCCCGCGGGUACCUAAGCAGCAUGUGAACAGUACCAGCUCUAACUAUGCGGGCGGCUCCAGCCGUCGGGAACUUGAAGACGUGGUGCGGCGUCCCCGGGAUGAUAGGCGGUCGGAACGCUCUCGUCGUUGA
Messenger RNA from Penicillium digitatum Pd1, 1878 nucleotides. The record is from RefSeq and is a predicted model, not a curated record. Lineage: Eukaryota; Fungi; Ascomycota; Eurotiomycetes; Eurotiales; Aspergillaceae.